CGGGACACAAGGGAGAGGGAAAACAUCCCCUCCAUCCAUUCAUCUGAACUGUAAACAGGGAUCAGCACCUCUUCUCUAAAAAGACUUGAAAACGUAGGGUGCGGAAGAGGGGAAAGACCUGCCCGCUCUUCAGUACUUUGCUUUGGUUCAAAAAUUCAUCCAGCUGCAGCAGAAUGAUUAAAAAAGUCAUCCAAUCCAUAGUAAAUCAAAUGGGUUCAGGAUCAGACCUGGUCCUAGUUCACAGCAUCUUAGACCAAGAACAGAUCAGACCUCUCUGUCUAGUGACAAUCCAAGAGAAAAAAAUGUUCCAGAAAUCUCCCCACUACAGACGGGCACCUUUCAAACUUGAGGACGUGCUGCUGCCUGGAGAAGAUGAUAAAAGCACAGAGUCCCUCUUUCCCAAAGGAGGCCAUCGAGAACCAAUGCAAUUUACAGUCACAAAAAGUGUCAAUGACAGAGUUGAUGGUAAUCUAAGCCUUCCUGUUGAGCCUGCAAACAUAGAGGUGAACGCAGCUGCCUCCGCAUCCAAAGAGUGGUCCAUCAAGCUGGAGAUGAACCACAUACCGGUACAAGAAAUUCAGGCACUUAGUACAAAAAGAAAAAUAAAUAUGAAUCACUCCUUCAUUCAACAACUACAGAAAUCAGGAGAGCGUUUACACAUGGUGUAUGAAACAAUAGAAACCUCAGAAGACACCACCUGCAAAGCAUCCUCCGAGAUUGGGGGGGGCCUCAAGACCUGGAUUUACGCCAAAUUGUGUGCAAAGGGCACUAGAGAGAAAAAACAAAGCAUAACUAUACCCAAGGGCUGCACUCUGGCAUUCAGGGUAAUCCCGCUGGACAUUACAGAUGGAUCAUGGGAUCUUGACUAUUUCACAUCCAAAUCACUGCUCGUAUCUGAUGGUUUCUCAACAGGAAAAUUAGGAGAACUGGAGGUAGAAGUUAGAGGCACUUGUCAAGUUCUGUCCAAGUUGUCUCUUGAUGUGUCUGUCAUACUUUUAAAAGCCAUCAAAGCUGUGAUGAGAGACAGGAACCUCUUUCAAGAACUGACCCAGAAAAUGGAAGCAGUUCUUCAUGAAACUGGUAGUUGUGAGCUGAAAACAGAAAGCCCAGACUUAAAAAACCUGUUGAGCAUCUUACAGUAUUCUUCAAGACAACUUCUCCUUCAGAUGGCAGGAGCAAUCGCCUAUGUUCUUGACGCGUUAGACGAACUAACGGAGGAUCAGUUGCUGCUACUGCUGGAGUCCUUGGAAGAGAAGAUUGUGCCCCAACAGCUUAAGCUGGUUGCGGCUAUCUUGGAACACAACAUAGAAAAAAAGGUGAAUUUCAGGGUGGAUGCCAGCUUGCUCUCCUUCUCACAAGAGAAGGAACAAGAAUUGACCAUUGCAAUGGUUGAGAUGAGUGGAGUGACGCUCCAGAAAGACGGUUCUGUUGUCUGUAUGGAAGAUGCCUUCCCGGCCCUAGCAGCCCUGUGCGUGUCUCUGUAUGUCCUCUGUGUUCUGAAUAAAUAGGUUAGGUUACACGUGUCCUCCCAUCAGGAGUGACUUAAAGGGAAUCAUUUGACAAGUGUGUUACUGCAAGACAGUUUCUCUCUCUAAACCUCACACCCACAUAGGUGAGAUAUUCCUUAUUAAUGCUCCGUGCUGAUUUGAAAUUAUUAGGAAAAGCAGACUUAAGGCAAGAAAGCUCCUUAUGGAAGCCAGAUACCAAAGCUGAUUUUUCUUUCCCCCCAUACAAGUGCAGAGUGCCAACUGAAAAAUCCAGCAGCUCAAAUAAUCACAAGCCUAUCAGCUGCACUUUAUGUGAUUCUGCUUUUCCUAAAAAAAAAAAAAAAAAGCUAGCACACAGCUGCCCAUGCAAUCAAUAAGGUACAAAGGAAUCAAUCAGCAAUAAUUCCCUUAUCCUGGUCACACUUGUGAUUCAUGCAUGACUUGUUAAGUGUUAGAAAUCCGUAGGAUCUCACACCCCUGGUAGAGCAGCACCUCCAGCCCAAGAUCACACCCCCUACCAGCGAGGAACAAAUUACAACAUCGCACAACAACGCUACAAAUGCUUCGAUGACUGCUUCGUAA
This is a messenger RNA of Chroicocephalus ridibundus (black-headed gull), 2069 nucleotides long. RefSeq names its product gasdermin A (gene GSDMA). Gene Ontology annotation, biological process: pyroptotic inflammatory response; defense response to bacterium. The record is from RefSeq and is a predicted model, not a curated record. NCBI's taxonomy places the organism in Eukaryota, Metazoa, Chordata, Aves, Charadriiformes, Laridae. Gene Ontology annotation, molecular function: phosphatidylinositol-4,5-bisphosphate binding; phosphatidylinositol-4-phosphate binding; phosphatidylserine binding. The transcript has 10 exons. The coding region runs from base 174 to 1508 and encodes 444 amino acids.